GUCGCUUUGGAUAAAAGCGUCUGCUAAAUGAUUAAAUGUAAAUGUAAAUGUAAGGUGUCGCACAUCAAGGUCCUCACCUCACUGAGGGAGCGUUGCGAUCUGCUGGUGUUUGGAUAAUUGGAGGCAGGAAACUAGUCUCAAGUGUAGUCUACCAGUGUGUCACUUGUCGUAGGCUUAGAGGGAAACCUGUUGAACAGAAAAUGGCCAACCUCCCAGAAGAUCGACUCACCAUGGAGCCCCCGUUCACUAGGGUCGGCUUAGAUGUUUUUGGACCCUGGAGUGUAGUCACUCGCAAGACUAGGGGUGGGGUCACAGAAAGUAAACGCUGGGCAGUUUUAUUUAGUUGCUUAGGGACUCGUGCAGUGCACAUAGAAGUAAUUGAAUCUAUGUCUACCUCAUGCUUUAUUAAUGCACUGAGAAGUUUUUUCGCAGUUAGAGGUCCUUCCAAAGUUCUCAGAUCAGACCGCGGAACCAACUUUAUUGGAGCCUGUAAGGAGCUAAAAAUCAGUACAGAUCACCCUGAGAUCCAAGACUACCUCAGCAACGAAGGUUGCACAUGGACAUUCAACACGCCUCACUCAUCACAUAUGGUUGGCUCAUGGGAGAGAAUGAUUGGCAUCGCUCGCCGCAUUCUAGACGCCAGGUUUCUGCAGUCAGGUCCAACUCGUCUUACCCAUGAGGUCCUCACAACACUAAUGGCAGAAGUUAUGGCAAUCAUUAAUGCUCGCCCAUUGGUUCCCAUAAGUACUGAUUCAGACUCACCAAUUAUUUUGACACCGUCUAUGCUUCUAACUCCUAAGGCAGGAGUUGCUCCCACUCCUGAAGGGACAUUUGACAUGAAAGACAUGUAUAAAAAGCAAUGGCAACAUGUUCAAGUUCUUGCAGAUACCUUUUGGAAGCGCUGGAGACAAGAAUAUCUGUCAGUGCUUCAGCCAAGAAGGAAAUGGACUCAUGACAAAGAUGACAUUCAAGAAGGGGAUGUAGUCUUGUUGAAAGAUGAACAAGUUAAACGUAAUGAAUGGCCCAUUGGAUUCAUUACUAAAAUCUUCCCAAGCGAAGACAAGAAGGUCAGAAAAGUGGAAGUCAAAGUUGUGAAGCAAGGGACUUCUCGUGUCUACUUUCGACAAGUGACUCAACUUAUUCUCCUGCUUUCCCAAAGUAGUGAUACAAAGACUGAUAAGUGUUAAAUCGUGGUAUAAAAGUUUUUAUACCAGGCGGGGAGUGUAAUGGUUUAGUUUAAUAAUAAGGAAAGUUUGGUUUGUUUAUAUGUUGACCUUUAAGCGCCCUCUUGUGGCGAGGACUGUGUAUGGUAACCUUCAUAUGACUUGUUGCAUUGAGUUCAUU
Molecule: messenger RNA, 1344 nt
Organism: Carassius auratus (goldfish)
Lineage: Eukaryota; Metazoa; Chordata; Actinopteri; Cypriniformes; Cyprinidae
Exons: 1
Coding region: 201-1187 (328 amino acids)
Biological process (GO): DNA integration
Molecular function (GO): nucleic acid binding
Source: RefSeq, a predicted model, not a curated record